CAAACAAACAAACAAACAAACACGGGACUCGAGAAACAAUUCUUGGAAACUGGUAAAGAAAAACGGUUCAGGUUUGAGAUUUAACCAAGAAGAGUCUCGUCUCACAGGGACAAACCUGAAACUUGGUAGACAAGCUGACUAAAUGACGUCUCACUUGCCGCUCACAUCUCAACACCUUUGUCGCAGGUGUUUGACCCCAAAGAAGCAUCUGCCAGAUUGGAUGAUGCACAUUUAUCGGAGACAGUCUGAAAUAGGAAAUAAGAUCUGAAUUGAUGUAACUCUACAAGUCAUCGUCGCAGUUCUAGACUUGGGGGUCGAUAGUUCCCGGGUCUUAUUGUGACAGACCAGGGAUCCUUGAAACCCUCGGCCUAUGCUGAUGGGACGAACAGUGUCACAGCGAGCCUCGUCUUUUGGGGUUAUACUGAGUCUCGAUAUUCGACAUGGAGGCAUCCUCAGGCCUAGAUUUCGGUGUCAUGCUCGAUUCAACUCUAUGCUUAUGCUUAACGAUGGUCACAUAUACUCUCAGCGUAUAAAAGGCCUGUAGAUCCUCGGUAUCUGUCUAUCUACAGUAUCUAAACAAACUCAUCACUUCUCAACUUGUUUCUCUUCAGUUCGUAAAUCCCUGGCGGAUCUUUGUUUAUAAUACUCUUGUUUUAUCUCUCUUUCUAUUCAUUCGCCACUCACUCAUUUACUCACUCACUCGUACAAAAUGCACUUCCCUAUUCUUCCCAUCAUCAUCACACUGACUGGAAGCGCCAUCGCAGCGCCUCAUCUUCCCAAGAGACAAAAUCCUUGCUUUGUGACUGGCUCCGAAGCUCUCCCCGAUGAAGUUUCGACACAGGCCACGAAUCUGGCCUCGGUCAUCACCUGCGACAAUUCGAAAACAACCAUCGAUGGUGUCCCAGACGUGAGCUCUGGCGGUGUGACCUUUUCUUCCAUCAACUUUGCCGAAUCAGGCCAAAGUCCUCUGGCUUUCGCUCUCGACAAGUUUGCAACCACAUCACCCCUGGCCAACAACAACCUGGAUACGUUCCAGAAUGAGCUCAAUGUUUACCUCGCAACUGAGGCUGGUAUCAGAUCAACUGGUGGAAGUCUUGCGAUCAAGGUUCCAAAGUUCUUCUUGCAGUUCCAGAUGGCUCGUAUCCAACAGGCACAGGGUACUGUGUCUGACAUCCCUGGCCAGACCGUUGACCACCAGCUGGAAAAGGUGCUCAAGAAUGCAGCUGGAGAGGACCAGGCUCUUCUAGACCAAGUGAACGAAUUGGCUGUGAACUUGAACUAAGUUCUAAUGAGUGGUAUAUAAUACACAACUGCUCCGAUUGCCUCCGUUUUCGAGCCCAAAUAAGUGACUCCAUGCCAGCCGUCAUUAUAGAAAUACAUCCAAUCAGAACAAUUAGAGAGGAGAAUGCAUCGCGCCAGAACCUUUUCAGAAAACACCUGCUUCCAUCAUGACCCAAGCGCCAAAGAAAUCAUUUUAAGAAGUGCCACGGAACCAAGGCUGGGGAUCCUGCUCGUGUCUGUCGCCGCCGAUAGCCUUCCACCAGGUAUCGGUACUCCAGCGAAUGAUACGCUCGGCGGCACCCAAGGGCGUGGCGGCAGGACGCACAUCGAGGAAGAAGACAGGGUCACCGUGGGCAUCGGGCUCGCCAGAGUAAUAGUCGAUGAUGUAUCGAAUCUCCUUCCUUUGGCCGUUGAUCUCUCGCGCAACGUACCAGUCAUGUCGGUCAAAGGGAGGUUCGGUGCUAGAGCGUGUUAGCCGCAGAUCGUUUGCACAUUAGAAUCACGAAUACCUACCCAAACUUUGAAGGGUAAAUCCAGCCCAGAACCUGCAUCAUAGUGGCCUUGGGAGUCAACUCCUUGGGCCGGCCCUGGAAGCGAACGAGACUAGGCUCGGUAUCAACACCGUCCCUUUGGCGAUCAAGCGCUUCCUGAACGUGACCUUCGCCCCUCUUGCAGAUCUGCCAUCCUUUGUAUAGCCCCCGUGCAAAUCGUUGUUCCCAGCCAAGAAUCUCCUGCCAUGCGCCCUCAUUUAAGAAGUUGUGUACCGAAACCAUACCCUCGACGGCGGUGAUAUCGGUAUCGGUAUAUCCCUUGCGCAGUAGCGCGUUGUACAUCUGCUGAGGAGACGGGUACUCCCAGUUGCCAUCUCCUGUACCCUUGGGGAUGGUAGACUCAUCUCGGGUUGUCGGGAGAGCGAAUGAUUGGUUAGGAGCCGGCUUUUGCGAUAGAUCGGGGAACAUGUAAUUCAGAGGGUUGAGCUGGGAGAUCAAAGAUUUGGGCUGCUCUUGGGUUCGGGCGGCGUGAGGCACGGGACAUCCUGAGGUGGAAGGAAGAUCGACAGGCUUCUUGGGCUUAGCCACGGGGUUCAUGGCAUCGGCAGACUUUUGGUGCAUAGGGCAGCCAGGCUGGGAAGGGUUAGCGAC
This is a messenger RNA of Fusarium verticillioides 7600, 2423 nucleotides long. RefSeq lists its product as hypothetical. The transcript has 2 exons. Lineage: Eukaryota; Fungi; Ascomycota; Sordariomycetes; Hypocreales; Nectriaceae. Bases 710 to 1282 code for a protein of 190 amino acids. The record is from RefSeq and is a predicted model, not a curated record.